AUGGCAUCGGGCCGGGCACGCUGCACCCGGAAGCUCCGGAACUGGGUGGUGGAGCAAGUGGAGAGUGGGCAGUUUCCAGGGGUGUGCUGGGAGGAUGAAGCUAAGACGAUGUUCCGGAUUCCCUGGAAGCAUGCUGGCAAGCAGGACUUCCGCGAGGACCAGGAUGCUGCCUUCUUCAAGGCCUGGGCAAUAUUUAAGGGAAAGUACAAGGAGGGAGACACAGAAGGCCCCGCCAUCUGGAAGACUCGUCUACGCUGUGCUCUCAACAAGAGCCCUGAAUUUGAGGAGGUUCCUGAGAACAGCCAUAGAGAUGGGGCUGAGCCCUACAAGGUGUAUCGGCUGCUGCCAGCAGGAGCCCUCCCUGCUUCGGCAGCAGUACAGAAGUUACCCCCAAAGAGACACUACAGCUCGGUGUCCCCUGAGAGGAAGGAGGAGGAGGGUGCCACAAAGAACUGUAUACUCAGUCCUGCCUUGCUUCAGGAGCCCCUCAAAUGCGAGAAGGUGGAGGCCAAUGGAGCAGCGGGCCAUUCAGACUCUGGGUGCUGCAGCAGCAGCAGCAACAGCAACAGUCCUGAGCCUCAGGAAGGUGCAGACACAAAUGAGGCCCCUUUCCAAGGAGAUCCGGGGUCUCUGGAGCUUCUGCCCCCUCCAGACUCAGACUACUCCCUGAAGCUCACCUUCAUCUACAACGGGCACGUGGUGGGUGAGGCCCAGGUGCAGAGCCUGGACUGCCGCCUCGUCGCUGAGCUCUCCAGCUCCCAGUGCAGCAUGCAGCAAGUGGUGUUUCCCAAGCCCGGCCCACAAGGACCCACCCAACGCCUGCUGAGCCAGCUCGAGAGAGGUGUCCUGGUGGCUAGCAACUCCAGAGGCCUCUUUGUUCAGCGCCUUUGCCCCAUCCCCAUCUCCUACAGCGCGCCCCAGUUCCCACCGGGUCCAGGCCCACAUAUGCUGCCCAGCAACGAGUGUGUGGAGCUCUUCAGAACCGCCCACUUCUGCAGAGACUUGGAGAGGUACUUCAGGGGCCUGGGCCCCCCACCCGAGUUCCAGGUGACACUGAAUUUCUUGGAGGACGACCCUGACCCCAGCUACACCCCACACAGUCCUAUCUCAGUUCAGAUGGAGCAGGCCUUUGCUCGGCAUUUACUGGCAGAGCGUCCGGAGGACCAGACAGCCGCUCUGACCCUGGUGCAGAGCCUGGAAGACCUACCUUCCUCCUCCCUGCUCUGUUCUUCCUAUUUUCUCUGA
Molecule: messenger RNA, 1245 nt
Organism: Pipistrellus nathusii (Nathusius's pipistrelle)
Lineage: Eukaryota; Metazoa; Chordata; Mammalia; Chiroptera; Vespertilionidae
Source: the annotation of a GenBank genome assembly